Molecule: messenger RNA, 3820 nt
Organism: Conger conger (European conger)
Lineage: Eukaryota; Metazoa; Chordata; Actinopteri; Anguilliformes; Congridae
Product: crk-like protein
Exons: 3
Coding region: 989-1897 (302 amino acids)
Biological process (GO): positive regulation of ERK1 and ERK2 cascade
Molecular function (GO): protein binding
Source: RefSeq, a predicted model, not a curated record
UUCAGACUUCGGUCUCCAGAGAGGAACUAAAUAUCAACAAUGCGAGAGGCAGCUACAGAGAUCCGUUAGCUUAUGUCGUUUCGAGUCUUAUAAAAUAAUGUGCGGAUACAGAUAAAGAGAUAAAGGUUCUUAGUAUCGCUUGGUUCUGCUGAUAUAGGCACAGCGGACACAAAUCGUUAUCUGCAGGAUUCUUUUUUUGCUAGGACGUGUUGAAGGCCGCCAUUUUUAUUGGCUAGUUAGCUAGCUAGCUAACUACAGUAUACAGGCGUCAAGUAAUGUACGUUAUAGCGAGAAUUAACGAGACCUGUUCGUUUUACUACGAUUAGUCAAGCGCAUCAAAACUAGUUAUGCUUCCCGUUAUUCUGCCAACUAGCUUGCUAGCGUUGUAACUUGGCUAUAAAGACAUGAGUGCAGCUUAUAGGAGUAGCUAGCUAGUUGGUUAGCUAGCUAGCUGGCUAACCUCACCACUUCUCUCGGAAGAGAGAAAGAAAAGGGAACACUGAUUGGUAAUGGUGAAACAAGGAAUCCCAGUUAUGCAUUUAACUAUCUUGCUAGUUUGGAAAAAUCUCUGUCACUCCUUAAAUGCAACAUCAGCCAACUGGUCGGCUAGCUAGAAUGUUCACAGUGGUCUUGCACUUGCUGUAGCUUUCUUUCUGUGAAACGCCAGAUUGCACGCAAAGCUAACUGUUGGAUAGCGAGUGGCUCGCUGAAGACGAAGACUUGCCUGUAGCUACAUGCAAAAUAGCCUUUUGGCUAGCUGUUCAUUUAAGUAUUUGAUGUGAGUUGUUACUUUUUUGGAUACAUAACAGUUGCCUAGCUGAAUCAAGCAAACAAACUAUGCAUGCACUACAGUAAAACGCUAACGUGAGACACCGCUGAUAUUUUCUACCACUAGCUAACUUUAUCUGACGUUGACGUUAUUUGCGGGCUAGCCAUUUGUUUGCAUCUCAGCAUAUUUAACUUAAUCUUCACGUCUAAAUCUACAACGAUGUCAUCCGCACGGUUCGAUUCAUCGGACAGAGCCAGCUGGUAUUUCGGUCCUGUUUCUCGGCUGGAAGCUCAGAACAGAUUGCAGGGACAGCGGCAUGGCAUGUUUCUAGUACGGGAUUCUUCUACAUGCCCUGGCGACUAUGUCUUGUCGGUAUCAGAAAACUCCAAAGUGUCCCACUAUAUUAUUAAUUCCUUGCCCACCAAGAGGUUCAAGAUUGGCGAUCAAGAGUUUGAUCAUCUUCCGGCUCUCUUGGAAUUCUACAAAAUCCAUUACUUAGACACCACGACACUCAUAGAGCCAGCUCCCAGGUACCCGAACCCAGCGAUUGGCAGCAGCAGCCCGGCCCCGAUGAUGGGGGGCCCGGAGGAGAACCUGGAAUACGUGCGGACUCUGUACGACUUCACGGGCAGCGACGCCGAGGACCUCCCCUUCAAGAAGGGCGAGAUCCUGAUCAUCCUGGAGAAGCCCGAGGAGCAGUGGUGGAGCGCCAAGAGCAAGGAGGGCCGCGUGGGCAUGAUCCCCGUGCCCUAUGUGGAGAAGCUGGUGCGGCCGUCGCCCCACCAGUUCCAGGGCAACCGGAACUCCAACAGCUACGGGAUCCCCGAGCCGGCCCACGCGUACGCUCAGCCCCAGACCCCCUCUCCUCUGCCCCCCGGCACACCCGGGGCCAUCAUCAAUCCCCUGCCCUCCACUCAGAACGGACCUGUAAUGGCCAAGGCCAUCCAGAAACGCGUGCCCUGCGCCUAUGACAAGACGGCCCUGGCGCUAGAGGUUGGUGACAUGGUCAAAGUGACGCGGAUGAACAUUAGUGGCCAGUGGGAAGGGGAGGUGAACGGUCGGAGAGGGCUUUUCCCCUUCACUCACGUCAAAAUAAUCGACCCCCAGAACCCGGAUGAGAACGAAUGAGACCCAGCCUGGCUCCCUAACCCGCCCCGUCUCCAGUCUGAGGGCUGCCUCCAUUCGUCCACCUGUCUUUGCUGGCCUCGCCCGCCCUCUCCCACACUGCAUUGCUUCAGAGAACGUCUGGCCCGUGUACAGCCACUGAAACCGUCAUAAGAGUCUUUCCAGCUCUACCUUCAAACAGCUGUUAGCCCCUCAACUGGCAACAGGAGUGACCUUACCUUAUCUUACCUGCCCCUGUUUUGUCAUCCCCUUCUUAACCUUUUGUGUUUGGACAUUUGGCAGCCUCUUGCCAUGCAGAAGAGCGUAAUGUGCUGUCAAUUCAAAGUGAUGCCGAAGUCCUUUUAUUUUCAUGUUGUUUUUUGUUUUGUUUUACCGUUUUUAAAGCCACAAUUAAUUCUCCUAUUCUUGUCUCUGGCCAGAAAGAGUCAUAAUGAUGAGAAGACAAAUCACUAACGAAGAGCAGAACUGGGACAACAAAGAGACGGACACAUUUAGUCCAAUUUAGUUUCGUUUUUUUUGUUUUGUUUUUUUUCUAACUCCCGACACCUUAAAACUUAUUAAAAUCAAGGCUGCUGCCCUUGUUUUGCUGAAUUACAUGAAUUUUGAGUGUAUCUAUAUGAAUAAUCUGAAAAUGGCUGAGGUGCAAAAGGACAAUGCAAGCUUAAUGUGGAGCAGAGACUGACCCGUACAGAGAGCGGACCCAGCAGCGUGCCUUUCGGUGUAACUCUGGCCUCCAGAUCUUGUGAGUGAAGAUGGAUAGGACACAGGAGACCACGCUAAAUGCUACUUGUUCAUAAGGGUUGCCGCAUGCACCAGCUGCUUUAGGUGCUGUAAAACAGCUCACUGUAGGGCGUUCCUUGUGAAUAGGAGCUCCGCAAUUUGCAACUUAGCUUUCAGUGAUGUUGCUGCCUUAGGAAGGGGACUUGUUAUAACAUUAGCUUAGUAGAGGUUAUAGGUCCAUCAGUAAAAGGGGGCUGUAGAAGAAAUCUUACUGUAUGUUGCCUGUGUCUCACUGACUGACUUGGAGGCACUGCCCAUUUUGACGAGGCUCUUGUAACCAGGAAGAGUUUCAGGAGUGAUCUCCACUCUUGCCCUCAUGUUUUUAACCAGCUUUUCCUCGACUGUCACUGUACAAGGAAAUUGGAUGUGUUUGAAUAUAUUUUAAGGUUUACCAUGUAAAAUCAUGACAGAAAAAUAAAGUAUGUGUCUGGCAGGUUCACCCCCCUUUUGAAGCUUGACCUUAAUGGAUUUUCUGCUUUGUAGACUGUCACUAGAUGCUCUCCCUAAGAAAUAAAGCUGUACAUGCUGCUCUCUAUAUAGUGAUUUCUCCCUAACCUAGCCUUUUUUUGGUAGAAUAGCAAUGCAGUACAAUUAGAUUCGUCCAGAAAAAAAAAUUAUUUCUCUCCUUUAACAGUCAGCUGUCGAGUCACUUAUCGACAGAUAAGGACAUUUCAUAAAGGGAUCGUGCUUGCUAGUGGACUCUGUGCAUGAUAUCCUGAUCUUGUGGUUUGUUCAAGAUCGAAAUGCUGCUUUGUCACCUCUAAUCUCCUUUACUCUUUAUUUCAUAUUUUUUAGUAAGUGGAAUUGCUGUAUCCUGACCCAUAGUUCAGAUACCCGUGCAGCCUCCUUUCUAAAUUCUAAAGAAGCAAUAUCAAUCCCUUGUCUCUAAGUGCUCUAAAAUUGUCUGUUUAAAUCAGGAGGUUGCCCAAAUUCUGUAUUCCUUUGUAACAGUAUUACUGUGCUUUUUUCUGGUUUAGGAAGCCUACAGUGACCAUUUGUUUGUUUUAAUAAAAAAAAAGCAAAAUUGUGCCUUUUAUUUUCUUACGCCAUUUAUGUGUGUAAUGCGUCACAUGGUUAAUAUAAUACCCGUGUUGGUAAAAACCCAUCAUGUACAGUGCAAGUAAAUAAAAAUUACCAUCGACUUCU